UGUGGUACGUAUUAGGAGUAAAAAUUCCACCAGCGAAGCAGCCUUACUCAUUAACAGUCAUUUUGACACGAAACCAGCCAGUCCCGGCGCUGGCGAUGAUGGCACUAUGGUUGUUAUAUUGCUCGAGACUCUGCGCGUGCUCGCUACAACUCGGCAAACUUUCAAACAUCCCAUUGUGUUUCUAUUCAAUGGCGCCGAAGAGAAUCCUUUGCAGGCCUCACACGGUUUUGUUACCCAACACGAAUGGGCUAAGAAUUGCAAAGCGGUCAUUAACUUGGAUUCAGCAGGUAGCGGUGGUCGUGAAAUUCUCUUCCAAGCCGGACCCAAUCACCCAUGGUUAAUGAAA
Molecule: messenger RNA, 346 nt
Organism: Rhagoletis pomonella (apple maggot)
Lineage: Eukaryota; Metazoa; Arthropoda; Insecta; Diptera; Tephritidae
Product: endoplasmic reticulum metallopeptidase 1-like
Exons: 3
Biological process (GO): proteolysis
Molecular function (GO): metalloexopeptidase activity
Source: RefSeq, a predicted model, not a curated record